GUCGACGUCGUCGGCUUUGUCAUGGGAGUCCAGUCGAUGCCGACGCUUUUGCGCGCCAUGCAAACGAGGCGACCCCCUCUGUGCGUGGACAAUGCAUGCGACCAGCGCCUGGUGCUGGAUGCUGAGGCCACGACGGCUGGGCUACACCUCCGCAACGUGGCACGAUGCGACAUCGAGUGCGUCGGCCGCCGUGUGGCCCAGAUCACGAUGGAAAACUGCGAAGAUGUGCGGGUUGUGUUUGUGUCGGUCGUGGCCGCCGUAGACGUCAUGCGGUGUUGCCGCGUUCAGCUCACGUACACGGGGACAUGUGGGACCAUUACGAUCGACGGCUCGUCCCAUAUCGCCGUGCACAUUCCUGCGGCGACGGUGCACUCGACGUGGGUGGUCUGCACCCGUGUGUCACAUCUGUCCGUCCUCACCCACAACCACGAACACAACGACAAGGGCGACGUGUCGUCCCCAAGCGCCGUUUGCAGCCACCGACUCGAGUCAACCCCCGACACGUUGGAGCUCGAGUCCGUCGACGAAGGCUCGACAAUCACAUGGCAAGACAGCGCGUUUAUAUGCACGCGCGUCCAACGCCAAACAUUGUUUGCCUUGUAAUAUACUGUAACACUUCUCACAGCACUUAUCACAUGGCAAGACAGCGCGUUUAUAUGCACGCGCGUCCAACGCCAAACAUUGUAUGCCUUGUAAUAUACUGUAACACUUCUCACAGUACUU
Aphanomyces astaci is the source of this 723-nucleotide messenger RNA. RefSeq lists its product as hypothetical. The transcript has a single exon. Gene Ontology annotation, molecular function: actin binding. Lineage: Eukaryota; Oomycota; Saprolegniomycetes; Saprolegniales; Verrucalvaceae. The record is from RefSeq and is a predicted model, not a curated record. Bases 22 to 603 code for a protein of 193 amino acids. Gene Ontology annotation, biological process: cytoskeleton organization.